Fonsecaea erecta is the source of this 540-nucleotide messenger RNA. RefSeq lists its product as hypothetical. The coding region runs from base 1 to 540 and encodes 179 amino acids. The transcript has a single exon. The record is from RefSeq and is a predicted model, not a curated record. Lineage: Eukaryota; Fungi; Ascomycota; Eurotiomycetes; Chaetothyriales; Herpotrichiellaceae.
AUGGCUGACCCAGCUGGCAAGAUCACCUUGCGAGGCGCUCUUAGCCAGUCCAAGUGGCUGGUAACGACUACAGCACCACUUCGCUCAAACACCUCUGGUAAAGCAUGGCCGGAGGUCUCGGCCUCGAUGUGGGAGGACUUUACGUUGGACAACCUCAACGCGCAAUACGCCCAAGUUCUCGACUAUGAAUUCUCAACAGUAGAGCUACAUGCACUGCUAUCUUACCCGCCGUCUUCUGACCUUGUGCAAAUCACCCAGGCUGCGGACAUCAAUCGUCUGAUCAAACGGAACCGUCAUCUGUUGGCAAACACUCUUACUCUCGCCCAAGGCUUUCUCGGUCUCCACCCAGGUGCUACGCCCCUUUCCGUGUCUACUGAGGUUGACAAGUCAAGUGAAGCCAAGCUCCCCAACGUAAGCAAGAAACUGACUGUGGACCACGUCAUCUGGCUGGACAAACAGCCCAUCGCGAAUCUUUUGGUUGGCCUGGAGUCUGGCCGUACUGAUGAUAUGCAGGAUAGACGCUGUCUGAGCAGAAAAUGA